Molecule: messenger RNA, 806 nt
Organism: Clunio marinus
Lineage: Eukaryota; Metazoa; Arthropoda; Insecta; Diptera; Chironomidae
Source: the annotation of a GenBank genome assembly
GUCGAAGUAGAAAACACCUUUGGAAUCAUUGAUGUUUGAAUACAGCUCACAAUUGAAAAUCUUUUCAAAUAAAUUCUUUUCCUUUACAAUAUAAUCGACAUCCUUCAAGCCCUUAAAGUAACAGAAAUAAAUUAAAUAAAAUUUUGUCACAUUGUUCAAGUUACUUACAUGAUCUAUAAAUGCAGCGAAGAAACGAUUAAUAUUGUGAUAUGUGAAAAUCAUUUUAUCAAAAUUCUGAUUGAAUUGAUUCGUGUCGUGUUGUUGUGUCAUGAUGUCAGUGGCGUUUAAUGGACUUAUCAGUUUCUCAUAGAAUAAACGAAGAUUUUUAGGUGCAAUGAUUGUUUGUAAAGUUAUGCUGAACGAGUCGAUGUCACUUCUCCCAUGAACUGUCAAAUCAAAGAAGAAACAUGCUUCAAAAACCUUCAGUUAAGAACAGCGUAACUUACCUGAUCGUCCAUGAAUAUAAUAACCAUAAGAGUCGAUUAAAAUUAAAACUGAAAUAUUUGCUAUUGAUGAGACGUCAAUAAAUUGUUGAAUACAAUUAUCGAUGAAUCUUUCGUAGAUUAAAAAGUUUAAAAUGCGUUGUAUUAAGUAAAUCACAAUAUAAAUUAAUGUCCCGACAGCAACUUGCAAUAAAACAUUGUUGUUUGACAAAUUCUCUGCGUCUUUAUCAGCUUUGUAAAGAUUCAAAUAGCUUUGCAUGUGAGUUUGAUUAUAGUGGAGAAAGAAUUCCGUCGAUGAAAAAUUUUCCAAGCCUAAUAACUGAAAUGGGAAAGUGUGAAAGAUCGAAAGUGAAACAACAUUAG